Messenger RNA from Aegilops tauschii subsp. strangulata, 2107 nucleotides. Its product is annotated as RNA polymerase sigma factor sigA. Lineage: Eukaryota; Viridiplantae; Streptophyta; Magnoliopsida; Poales; Poaceae. The record is from RefSeq and is a predicted model, not a curated record. Gene Ontology annotation, biological process: DNA-templated transcription initiation; regulation of DNA-templated transcription. Gene Ontology annotation, molecular function: DNA-binding transcription factor activity.
GCCACCCGCGAAUAUCUCCCCCCGCCAAUGGCCUCCCGCCCUCACUCACCCUAUCCUCUCCUCCCCCUCCGGCCCGGCUUCUCCACUGCAGUAACGAAGUAAAACCAGCGCGCGCAGCAGUGGCGCCGGCUGCCGCUGCCACCGCACGCACGAGCGCACUGUUAAUAGCCUCUCCGUCUCUCCGUCUCUCCUCUCUCUCGGCGUGUGGUGUCCAUUGAGCUUCUAGUUACUUCGUACUACUAGCUAGUACUCCGUACUUGGUUAUUGUCUCCGACGCCCGCGCCGUCGUCUUCCUCUUCCUCCCCUUCCCCUUCCCUUGAUUCUUCGUCGCUUCCCCCGCGCCGCAGCACAGAUAACUAAACGGGCGGCGAGACAUGACGGCGACGCCUGCCUUGAUCGGGCUGAGCGCAGGCAACCGCCUUCUCAGCACGUCCUUCGGGCCGCCCAACGACCUGCUCUCCGACAAGGUCAACAGCCACAUGAGCAGCGCGGCGGGAGACGCCCACGGCUCCUCCUCGCUGCAGUUCGCGCCACCGGCCGCGUCCAAGCUCACCGUCGCCGCGCACAGGCUCAAGCUCUCCCCACAUGGCCGCGCGCAGGUCAUGCGGGCCCUCAGGCAGAGCGCGCCUGCGCUCGCGCCGCAGCCUCCUCCGUUGUUGCCCGCCGACGAGUUCUCCCUCGAUGCCAUUAUCCUGCUGCAGAGGUCCAUGCUCGAGAAGCAGUGGCAGCUCCCCUUCGAGGAGGAGGACGACGACGACGGCGGCGGCGAUGGCCACCAUGUGGAGGCCAUUGGUUCGGCCGAGGACGAUGACGGCAAGGGCAGGAGCAGCUCCGUCGUCGUGGCGCGCUCCGGCGUCUCGGCGAGGCAGCGGCGGAUGAGCGGCCGGAGGCGUGGGAGGUCCAAGAAAGGCAGCGGCGCCGUGCACCUGAGCAUCAGCCCCGAGCUGCUGCAGAGCAGAAACCGCAUCUACCUUCGCGGUACCGUCAGCAAGGAGCUCCUCACGCACAAGCAGGUUGUCCACCUCUCCAAGAAGAUCAAGGACGGGAUAUGGCUGCAGCAGCAAAGAUCAAAGCUGAAAGAAAAACUGGGGAAUGAGCCGUCGUACAAGCAGAUGGCGCAAUCACUUCGGAUAUCGACGCCGGAGCUACGGUCAAGAAUGCGCGAGUCGUUCCUCGCGAGGGAGGUGCUAACGAUGAGCAACAUCCGUUUGGUCAUAUCCAUCGCCCAGAAGUAUGACAAGCUGGGGGUUGAGCUGUCCGACCUGAUUCAGGGUGGUCUCAUAGGGCUACUCCGCGGGAUCGAAAAGUUUGAUGCAUCUAGGGGCUUCAGAAUUUCCACUUACGUAUACUGGUGGAUUCGUCAGGGUGUUUCAAGAGCACUGGCCGACAACUCGAAAACAUUCAGGCUCCCUACUUACCUGCAUGAGAGGCUGAUUGCGAUUCGUGGCGCAAAGUACGCAUUGGAGGACCAAGGGGUUUCUCCGACAACGCAAAACAUCGCAAAGUUGCUCAAUAUAUCGGAGAAGAAAGUGCACAAUGCUACAGAGGCUGUCAAUAAGGCUCUUUCGUUGGAUCAACAGGCAUUCCCCUCCUUAAAUGGCCUACCCGGAGAUACACUCCACAGCUAUAUAGAGGAUCAAAAUGUUGCGAAUGACCCAUGGCAUGGAUUUGAGGAGUGGUAUCUAAAGGAGGAAGUCAACAAACUUCUAAACUCAAAUCUCACUGAACGUGAGAGAGACAUUAUUCAGUUAUACCAUGGUAUAGGGAAACAAUGCCAUACAUGGGAGGAUAUUAGCAGACAGUUCGGGUUAUCCAGGGAGAGGGUGAGGCAAGUAGGGCUUAUCGCAAUGGAGAAGCUGAAGCACGCCGCGAGGCGGAAAAAGCUGGAUGCGUUGCUCCAGGAUUACUGAGCUGAGGUGUUUUUCAUGUUGUGCUGGACCGGAUCCAUACACACAGUGGUUGUAUAUACUCGAAAAGAGAGAGCGACAACAUAGGUUACAACAUUGAAAGGCUUGUACUGCCACUCACCUGCAAAUAAUCAUACCUGUACAUUUUGUGACAAUAGGCAUGCAAUGAUCAAAGUCUCAAUGCCACAUUUUCCUUGGAA